Darwinula stevensoni is the source of this 769-nucleotide messenger RNA. NCBI's taxonomy places the organism in Eukaryota, Metazoa, Arthropoda, Ostracoda, Podocopida, Darwinulidae. The record is from the annotation of a GenBank genome assembly.
AUGAAGAAUUUAAUCGAGGAGUUGGUGAGGAAUCUCAGUCUGACCUUGGUGGGAGUGUUCGUGGUGACACUGGUGCUGGUUGGUGAUAUCAAAGUGUCUCUUUGGGUUUUCUCCUGCAUUCUCUUCACACUCAUCGGAAUCGCAGGCGGCAUGCGAUUCACCGGCCUCACCAUCGAGCUCAUGACGUCCAUACUUCUCAUCUUGUCUGUCGGGUUGGCCGUUGACUAUUCCACCCACAUCGCUCAUAAAUUCAUGAUCAUCUGGUUUUCGGUGAUAUACGGGUUGUAUCAUGGAUUGGUCUACCUGCCGGUGAUGCUGAGCUGGUUCGGUCCUCAACCUUUCGCUGAUACGCUGUCCUCAACCGACACUGGCCUUGCUAAGAACGUCCUUGAUCCCGGUCUAGAGAAAGCUCCAGGAAAGCCUGGCGUCAAAAAGACUGAUUCCUCGAGCUUCAAGAGCGUCGCUUGGAAGAAGAGCAGGAGGGAGUAUCCGAUCCGAAACGAUCCAGGAUGCAUUGCAAAGGAGAAAACUAAAGGGAUGAAAUCGCCUCCACCGAGAUCCGACGCGAGGGAGUCAUGCAUCGGGACAUCGUAUCGUCCCAGUGUGGGAUGACCCCGACCCUUCCCGGGUCCUUCGAUGCGAUCUGCCCGGGUCCGGACGAUGGUGCAAUUUUUUGGGGAAGCCUUAGUGACUUUUCGGUCGAAUCAGUGCCUCGUUCUCGCGAUGAAUGAUGUAUCAAUAUUUGCGACGAGUGUGAUGAUCCCGUAUG